AUGUCAGGGCUGUUUUCUGCCAACAAUCUGAUAAAGAGCAGGAAGGCCAAGAGAUUGGCAGACACCACCUACAGGAAGCGGGCACUUGGAACAAAAUACAAGCACAGUGUACUCGGAAGGGCUCCUCAGGCAAAGGCAAUCGUAUUGGAGAAAAUUGGUGUGGAGGCCAAACAGCCAAACUCUGCCAUAAGAAAGGCUGUUAGAUGCCAGCUAAUUGCAACUGGAAAGAGGAUAACUGCAUUUGUCCCUUAUGACGGGUCAGUCACAUACAUUGAGAGCAAUGACGAAGUGACUGUAGAAGGAUUUGGUAAGAAGGGGAGAAGUUUUGGAGAUAUUCCUGGAAUUAGAUUCAAAGUAUGCAAGGUGCAAAACGUGUCUCUGCACGCUAUAUUUACAGGGAAGAAGGAGAAGCCUUCAAGGUAA
This is a messenger RNA of Encephalitozoon hellem ATCC 50504, 423 nucleotides long. RefSeq names its product 40S ribosomal protein S23. The transcript has a single exon. Gene Ontology annotation, molecular function: structural constituent of ribosome. Gene Ontology annotation, biological process: translation. NCBI's taxonomy places the organism in Eukaryota, Fungi, Microsporidia, Unikaryonidae. Gene Ontology annotation, cellular component: cytosolic small ribosomal subunit; ribosome. The record is from RefSeq and is a predicted model, not a curated record. The coding region runs from base 1 to 423 and encodes 140 amino acids.